Messenger RNA from Hypoxylon fragiforme, 1876 nucleotides. RefSeq names its product CoA-transferase family III. The coding region runs from base 141 to 1334 and encodes 397 amino acids. Gene Ontology annotation, molecular function: catalytic activity. Lineage: Eukaryota; Fungi; Ascomycota; Sordariomycetes; Xylariales; Hypoxylaceae. The record is from RefSeq and is a predicted model, not a curated record. The transcript has 2 exons.
CACUUACACCCAAUCACACCCACUCAGUGGCACGCUCUGAGACAUGUUAUGACAUCUCUAGUACUUCGUCUCGGGAAUAUAGAAACUAUUUACCUGUAAAAGCUACCUAUAAAAUCUAACUAAAAAUCCAACUAUAAAACAUGGUAGGAACGCUGCCACUUCAGGGGCUCCAAGUCCUUGAAUUUGCUGGUCUCGCACCCGGGCCUUUUGCGGGGUUAUUCCUGGCAGAUGCCGGCGCCAAGGUCCUUCGUAUUGAUCGUGUAACUGGGACUCAAGAUCCAACACCAGAUUUGCUCGCAAGGCAUAAAUCCUCCAUCGCCGUGGACCUAAAAUCAUCGAAUGGCGUUGGACUUAUCAAGGAACUAGCCAAGACAGCCGAUGUAAUCAUUGACCCAUUCCGCCCAGGCGUAUUAGAAAAGCUCGGCCUCGGUCCGGAGGUUCUGUGUACUUUGAACCCUCGUCUGAUAUACGGGCGCAUGACGGGCUUCCGCCGAGAUGGGAAAUACGCCGCCAUGGCCGGUCACGACAUCAACUACAUUGGAGUCUCCGGGAUGCUCUCUCUACUAGGCCGGAGUGGUGAGAAGCCACACCCACCCAUGAACUUCAUUGAUUUCGCCGCUGGUGGCGCCAUAUUAGUCCAGGGCAUCUUGCUCGCUAUCAUCACCAGGGAAAGAACAGGAAAGGGGCAAGUUGUAGAGGCGAAUAUGGUGGACGGAACUAGUUAUCUUGCGACUUCUUUGCGACAAAAUCUGAAGACACCAUACGGGGAUCAUCCGCGCGGUGAGAAUUUGUUGGACGGCGGUAGUCCUUAUUACGAUACAUAUGAAACGAAAGAUGGAGGCUACAUGGCAGUGGGCGCGUUAGAACCACAAUUCUACGCUGCUUUGAUCGCUGGACUGGGCUUGGGUGGCCAGAAUUGGGAGAAGCGGCGUUACGACCGAGAAACCUGGCCAGAAAUGAGACGGCAGUUCGAGGCGAUAUUCAAGUCAAAGACACGCUCAGAGUGGGAGGCAAUCUUUGAUGGAACGGAUGCUUGUUGCACACCCGUCCUGGGAUAUCCAGAGCUAGAAACAAAUGCCGGCCGCGAAGGCGAUCAACGCCCAGUGGUCGCGUUACGUGAGACACCAUGUCUGGCGGUCAAUCAGAAGGGCGCUGAUCCAAGUAUCCACGGACAGGGCCCUGGUAUUCCCGGGGGCGGCUAUAUUGGCCACGCUCUCGCCCCAGGCCAAGGAGGCGAAGGUGCUCUGAGCAGCUGGUACAACUGGACCAAAGGCAAGGACUUUGAUGUUAAAGAUGGGGGCGUGGUGAUGGUAAAAGACAAAUCUAAAUUAUAACCAAAAGGAAAAGGUCUAACGAGAACGUGGCAAACGAAACUGGCAAAUCAACCCUCUAAUAUCGACCCAAGCAAGCACACACUUUUAGACGCCGUUUUCCACCUUCUAACCCCUUGACCGCAACGUUGGGAGCCCCAUCAGCUGACGCCAAGCUGAUACGAGGAAGCUCGCUCUUCACACAUGUCUACUUCCCACGACCACAUAACAUGCUCUAGAAACUUUUUUCCUUCUGACUCUCGGCCGAGCCUUUUCGAGAGGUCCAUUGACCCCAUUCUAGCAUAAAUCUGACUUCAUAACAACGAUUAUGAGUUCAGAAAGGUUCUCGUAGAAAGGGACAAAUGAUCUCCUCUCACUUUUUAGAGGAGCCGAGACUUUCUUCUCUCAGAUCAGACGUAAUGAUGCUGUUUGGAAUCUUCCAGAAGCCGAUUUGAUCAACAAGAUGAUCUGCUGGGACUUGGCGGUGGCGGAGGCGGUGGAGACGGAGGGUCGCUUCUGGACUGGUUUUCCAUAUUAUCGUCGGAACGUUUGUUUCUAGAAUGCGU